Messenger RNA from Saimiri boliviensis boliviensis (Bolivian squirrel monkey), 819 nucleotides. The record is from RefSeq and is a predicted model, not a curated record. NCBI's taxonomy places the organism in Eukaryota, Metazoa, Chordata, Mammalia, Primates, Cebidae.
AUGUUGGAUGUUAAUAUUCUCAAGCUACAUGUAUUUCCAUAUCCUGAUUUUCUCUUUCCUCCUUUCAGUACUCUAGACUCGCACAAUUUAGCCCUCUCAAAAUCUGAAAAUUGGAAAGCAACAGUGGAAUCUGCAGAAAGUUCUCUUGAACACUUGAUAACUCAUUUACUGGAACUGGAAAGAUUACAACAUACGACUAUUCGAAAAGAGAGGCCCAGACUACAAACUACUCUCUGUAUUCCAGCAGUUACUGAACGACCCUUUUCCUCCAAAAUUACACUAAAAGUGAGACAGCCAAAACCUUGUGACUCUUUGAGUCUUCAGAUACCUUGUGUAGAUAAAAGUCAAGAAAAAAGAAAAAACAAUUCUGGUUCUUGCAAACUUGAGCGAAAUUCUUUAAAAUGGAAUUGGAGCAAUGCUGGCAACAGAUGGAAUUCUAGACCGUCAUCUCUAAAAAGUUCUUCCACCACAAAACAAUUGAUUGCAACUUAUGAUGAAAAGAAUCCCAAAAGUUCUAUUUUAAAUCCAUGCCAAGAACUCUCAUCCAAGCCUACUGCUGGCCAGACAACUCAAUCACUGGUUAAAAUGGUCUCCACAAGAUGUCUGCCAUCGAGGUCUCCAAUGCCAGUUUCACCUAUACUUCUGUCUUUUCCCGAAAAUCAGAAGGAAAUUAAGGCACUGAAGAGAAACUUUGGAACCAAAAAGAAACGUUACCGACAAAAUGUAGUGUUGAAUAGACCAUUCUAUAUUCAGAAGCUAAACUGUUUGUCGCCUUCCUUUAUUGCUAAGGAUAAGUGCUCACCCACUGACCAAAAAUAA